Molecule: messenger RNA, 4825 nt
Organism: Monodelphis domestica (gray short-tailed opossum)
Lineage: Eukaryota; Metazoa; Chordata; Mammalia; Didelphimorphia; Didelphidae
Gene: NFYA
Product: nuclear transcription factor Y subunit alpha
Biological process (GO): regulation of DNA-templated transcription
Cellular component (GO): CCAAT-binding factor complex
Molecular function (GO): DNA-binding transcription factor activity; DNA binding
Source: RefSeq, a predicted model, not a curated record
CCCACUCCCCUAGCCUGACCAUGCCCCUCCUUCCAGCCAACAUUCCCUGUGUCUCCUGUCCCGUUACCGUUACCACCCCCUUUUGGCUCGUCAUUUCCUUUCUCUCUCUCUCCCCCUCUCCCCCUCUCUUUCUCCUCUCUCUUUCCUGUCUCUCCUCUCUUCUCUCUCUCUGUCUUUCCCUCUCUCUGUCUCUUUCUUGUUGCUGGGGCAGAAUAGCAGCCCCCUUCAGACUUGGUGCCAAACCAAGCUGCCUCCCUUGUCCAGGCUGCAAGUCCAUUUGUGCCCUGGAAGCUUCCUAUACGAAUCUGUUCUCCCUUGGAAGAAUGACUGUAUAGACUUCUUUUAAUCUUGGAUACUUUCUCAUGCCCUGAAAACAUGGAGUUAAUUUUUUCCUACCAUCAUUUUUUCUCUUACUGAUUUGUGGCAGCCAGAACCUUAGACUCCUCUUGAUUUGUUCUUUUCCCAUUGUAUUAGGUGCCUACUUGUAAAAUGUUUUACAUUUUCAGUUUGUUUAAGAAAUAAUUUUUCUGUGUUUAUCUUCAUGUUGGAACCAAACUUACUCUUCUUUAAAAAUGAGAGGUUUGAUUCAACUAAAUCCUAGUAUUCUAGCUGCAGUGAAAUUUUCAGAGUGGUGGCUUUUUCAGUAGAGAUGUACAGAAUUUGGAUUCAGAUGAAAAAGAUAAAAAAAAACCUAGCCUUGACAAGGUUAUAAGUUAACAAGCAUUGCACUAUAUUGGGAAUGCAAAGGAAGGCAGAACAGCCCCCUCAAGGAACUUAAAAUCUAAUGGGAAAAGCAUGCAAACAGUUACAUAAAAACAAAAUAUAUACAGAGUAAAUUGGAAAUAAUCUUGAGUAGGAACUGGCAUUAACUAACAUUGGGAAAGGCAUCUUGCAGAAAGUGGAAUUUUAGCUGAAACUGAAAAAAGGCCUGGAGGCAGAGAUGAGAAAGGAGCACACUCUUAGCCAUCUCCCAGGACAUCCAGCAGGAGUUUGUCACAUACUGAAUUGCAACCUAGAUGAGACAUGGAGCAGUAUACAGCAAACAGCAAUAGUUCUACAGAACAGAUAGUUGUACAGGCUGGACAGAUUCAGCAACAGCAGCAGGGUGGUGUCACUGCUGUCCAGUUGCAGACAGAGGCCCAGGUGGCAUCCGCCUCAGGCCAGCAAGUCCAGACACUCCAGGUAGUUCAGGGCCAGCCUUUGAUGGUACAAGUGAGUGGAGGUCAACUAAUCACCUCAGCUGGCCAGCCCAUUAUGGUCCAGGCUGUUCCUGGUGGCCAAGGUCAGACUAUCAUGCAAGUACCUGUGUCUGGGACCCAAGGGUUACAGCAGAUCCAAUUGGUGCAACCAGGACAGAUUCAGAUUCAAGGGGGUCAGGCUGUGCAGGUGCAGGGUCAGCAAGGCCAGACCCAGCAGAUCAUCAUUCAGCAGCCCCAGACAGCUGUCACUGCUGGCCAGACCCAGACUCAGCAGCAGAUAGCUGUCCAGGGUCAGCAGGUGGCACAGACUGCAGAAGGUCAGACCAUUGUCUAUCAGCCAGUUAAUGCAGAUGGCACUAUCCUCCAGCAAGUUACAGUUCCUGUUUCUGGCAUGAUUACCAUCCCAGCAGCCAGUUUAGCAGGAGCACAGAUUGUCCAGACAGGAGCAAAUACAAAUACAACUAGCAGUGGACAAGGGACUGUUACUGUGACACUACCAGUUGCUGGGAAUGUGGUCAAUUCAGGAGGAAUGGUCAUGAUGGUACCAGGGGCAGGUUCUGUGCCUGCUAUCCAGAGGAUCCCCUUGCCUGGAGCAGAAAUGCUUGAAGAGGAGCCCCUCUAUGUAAAUGCUAAGCAGUAUCACCGCAUUCUUAAAAGGAGACAAGCUCGAGCCAAACUAGAGGCUGAAGGGAAAAUCCCCAAGGAAAGGAGGAAAUACUUACAUGAGUCUAGGCAUCGUCAUGCCAUGGCGAGGAAGCGUGGAGAAGGUGGUCGAUUUUUCUCUCCAAAGGAAAAGGAUAGUCCCCACAUGCAGGAUCCAAAUCAAGCAGAUGAAGAAGCAAUGGCACAAAUGAUUCGAGUAUCCUAACCAAAAGCAGAGAGAGUGAGCUGAUCCAGGUUCCUCUCCACUGUGUCCCAUUAUCCCAGGAAUUGAGCAGGCCUUCCAGUGGGACACUCAUGAUCACGUUCUGCCCUUUCCUACAAAACAGAAACCACUUAAUUUUUAAUAAGUGGUUUGACCUCAUAAUUGCAGUGAUCUCUGGCAAAUUGAAAUUCCAAGGACUCUGUCCCACCCCUCUCAGUCAGGACUUGAGACUAUUGAUGACAUUACUAUUUCAUGUAUUUGGAUGGUACAAGAGACAAAAAGCCAACCUGACAGUACCAUAAGUGGCACUUAAUUUGACUGGUGAAGCAGGACCAUCCCAGGGAAGAAAUACUGCUCGAUCAUUAGCAAGACUACAAUCGGGGAAACCACAGCCCACUUCUUCCCACUUGGAGUUUGGUUGGUCUCCUCCAUCCAUGAAGUUGAAGAUUUUAUGUGUGACCAACAGAAUGAACAUGUUGCAUGCAGAGAUGACUUUCAGGCAGAAGAGAUUUCCAUCCUGUGAUGUGUAAAGAACAUUGUUCCCUAUGAAUAAGGUUCAAUCAACCCAUGAUUAUAGCAGGAACCUCAAUCAACCUGUUAGGCUUAAUGCCAACAGAAAAAAUGCACCUCUGGAGUAAAAGAAUCAAAGGCUUACUGGCAUUUUAAAAUGCUUCUCUUCUCAGCUUAGGUGGUCUUACCUGCCUUUCCACUGAAAAUGGAACUGAUUGUAGAGAGAGCGCCUGGAUCACAAAUUUUCUCAUUUUUUUUCCCCAUAAGGUUCAUGGGUGGCCAGUCCUAGAAGCUGCCAUCCCUGGAAAAGAAAGCAAAGGAAUUAUUUCAAUUCUUUUUGUGUUCAAAUGCUGAGAACAUUUUCAGUCAGGGAAGUGUCAAGAGAGCAAAACUGUAGGUUGCUGAUCACAGACUAUAUAAAACUGUCCUCCUUUGGCAGCACUUCAGGAAUAGAAGGGAGAAUGCAAUGAUUUGUUAUUUUGAAUAAUAUGUGUGAGUGUGUGUGUGUGUGUGUGUGUGUGUAUAUGUAUGUGUGUUUUUUAUAACAUGAUUCAGUAGAGACCUGGGGUAGAUCAUUAGAAAGUCAAGUGAGGAACAGAUUCAUACUAAAACCUAACCUAGCAAGGGAGUAGAAAUGUAUUUACCAUCUUUAGUCUGAGAUUUGUUUUUUUAGUCCUUGGCCAUUUCCAAAAACCAUUGUUUUACCCAGGUGCCAUGGUUAUUUUCCAUACUUACUUAUUGGAGCCAGUAAUGAAUUCUGUUCCUACAAUAGUUUUUGUUUUUUUUUUAAUCCCCUUGGCAGCUGGUAUAUGAAUGCCUUUUUCUAUCUACUUUCCCCAUUUAAUAUGCAACCCUUAUACUUUGAUUCAAGGGUCUUGUACAGAAAGACUUUCACAUUGUACCCUUACUGUGGGACCAAACUGGAAAUAAUUUCUGGAGCCCCCUGAACAUCAGGAAUGGAACCGGGUUACCAGAUCUGAGUGUCCAUCAUUAAUGCGAGCUUCCAUAUAUUGAGCCUUGCAAUACAGAGAAUUAAUGUGAUGGUUUUAAAAGGAGUCACUGUCUAUUGAACAAAAGUGGUUAAAAAUGCCGAGCAUUUCUACUGAAAAGCAGUUGGAGCAAAGUAUAAAUAAGGGGGAAGGAAUCCUUUCUCGUUUUUGUCUUCCCUGUAAAAAUGUUACAUGAAGAAGGGAGGGAAAACAAAAAUCUUUAAAAGGAUAUGAAUCAAAAAUUAAGGGCUGUUACGGGGACAGUGGCAGAGGGCUGGCUGGAUGGAUGGGUAUAUCUCCCUCAUCCCAGUACUAAUAAGUUCUGGAAUCCAUGUUCCCAGUGUGGCUUCCAGAUGUUAGGCGGUUCCAACCCUUUCCAAGGCCCCCUUGGGAAUUGAUUUUUUUGUUCCACAGUUUCAGAGUCUCGUCUUACUUGCUAAGAACAAAGUUUGUAUGAUGAUGAUAAAACUGAAGGGGUUCAGAUUCCUGGUUUAUCUUUAGGAUCUAGUAUUAAAAGAGGAAGCCCCUCAAACUUGAUCUCUAAAGCUCAAGCUCAUUAAGAAAAGCAAUUUUAAAACUGUAUUUAUUUAUGUUUGUAAACUUGUACAUAGUAACAACCCUGCAAAUGUUCUGUUACUCGAUUUUACAUCUUUUAGGUUCUUUUAGGGUUUUUUGUUGUUUGGGAGUUUUUUGUGGGGGUGGGGCGGGAGGAAAAUACUUCUAUUUUCAGUUUGACUUUUACAUUUAUGUGUCAGGUCCCUUUUUUGUUGUCAUCUUGAAACACCAUGAAUUUGCAAGGAGAGUUUGGGGUUUGGGAGAUUUUUGUUGUUUAUUUGCUCCUAGGAAAUCUUUCCUUGUUUGCAAGUAUGACUGUUCUAAUGAACUUAAAAUUGAAAAAGUGGGUGACUGGAUGAAUGAAUAAUUGGUAUAAUGUAUAGUGUUAUACUUCAUUUGAGUAUUUUUUUGCAGGAUAAUUGAGUGUGUAUGUAUAUAUAAAUAUAUAUUUUUAAGUGCAUUGUUACAUAAAACACGUCCAUGUCUAUACCGCUGGACCAGGGGAACGUUUUCUGGGUUGUGGGUGCCUGUUAAUAAUGUCUUGGCUUUCAUUUGUGACCUUAAGCUAUAUGAAGGUUUUUCCCCCAAGGAAGAGGGGAGUACAGGUGAUCAUUGGUGACAUUGGAAUUCAGAGUAAUUUCCCAUUGUUAUUAUUUUUUAAAAGAAAUUUAUAAAAAUAUUAAAAUAAAAGUUUGCGUUUUAGGGAA